AUGCUUGAUAACAUACAGGAAUAUCUCGGUGUCGUGAAGGCUAAGCUGACUGAAUUUUAUGAGAAGGUGUUUCAAAACUUUGUAAAGUCUCUUUUUGGAAAGCCUUCUUCGAUUCUCUUUCUUGGGAUAGACAAUGCGGGAAAAACCACGCUGGUGAAUAAGUUGAAGAGCGACUCCACAGAUGUCUACAUGCCUACACACCACCCCAGCACUUCUUAUAUAGAAAUAGGAAAUCUAAAGGCACAGGUUAUUGAUCUUGGGGGGCACACAGCGGCGAGGCUUGCCUGGAGGGAUUACUUCUACGACUGCCACGGGAUUGUGUUUAUAGUUGAUGUUCAUGAUGUCGAAAGAUUCCAGGAGGUAAGGGAAGCAUAUGAAACGGUGCUGUCACUGGAAAAGAGGGCGCCAGUUGUUGUACUUAUGAACAAGAUUGAUCUUGAGGGACACACGCCGGAAACGGCAGAGGCUGACUAUCAAUGGAAGUCGUGGCUCAGCCAGGAGACGGGGAUUGAAAACCAGGAGGAUCCGGAGCGGGGGCAGGUUGUAAAGAUUUUCUAUGUCACCAUAACAAGUGGAAGCGCUAAUAGCAUAACUGGCCCCCUUGCACGAGCUUUCAAGUGGUUGGAGGCCAUGAUUACCUAUAAUAAUAAGAAGGAGUCUCUAUGA
This is a messenger RNA of Encephalitozoon cuniculi GB-M1, 666 nucleotides long. RefSeq lists its product as uncharacterized. Lineage: Eukaryota; Fungi; Microsporidia; Unikaryonidae. Gene Ontology annotation, molecular function: GTPase activity; GTP binding. Bases 1 to 666 code for a protein of 221 amino acids. The record is from RefSeq and is marked provisional. The transcript has a single exon. Gene Ontology annotation, biological process: intracellular protein transport; membrane organization; endoplasmic reticulum to Golgi vesicle-mediated transport. Gene Ontology annotation, cellular component: COPII vesicle coat; endoplasmic reticulum exit site.